Molecule: messenger RNA, 1651 nt
Organism: Hyaloscypha bicolor E
Lineage: Eukaryota; Fungi; Ascomycota; Leotiomycetes; Helotiales; Hyaloscyphaceae
Product: WD40 repeat-like protein
Exons: 2
Coding region: 10-1488 (492 amino acids)
Molecular function (GO): protein binding
Source: RefSeq, a predicted model, not a curated record
CAGGUGAAGAUGUCCAAGCGCCCGGCAGAAGAACAAGAGAAUGGCGGCGUGUCGUUGAAGGGUGGAGAGCGCCCGGGACAAGGCGAGCUGGAAGAUGAGUUGGGAGAGUUCGAGGACGAGUUCGAGGAUGAAUAUGAGAGCGAGGAUGAGAUUCUUGAGGCGGGCGUGGAUGGCAGACCGGAUGCUGAAAGAGAAGCUGAAGAGAAGACCGAAGCUAUGGACGUGGACCAGCAGACAUUCAUAGUUGGCAGAAAUAAGCUGGAACCUGGCCAGACAUUAUCCCCAGAUCUUUCGACUUAUGAGAUGUUACAUGCGCUGAGUACACCUUGGCCCUGUCUUUCCUUCGAUAUUGUGAAGGAUAGUUUGGGAGACAACCGGAAGACCUACCCCGCCACGAUGUACGCUGUUGCAGGAACCCAAGCAGACAGGAAACGAGAAAAGGAAAACCAAUUGAUGGUUAUGAAGUUUAGCGGUCUUAGUAGGAUGGAGAGGGAGCAGGAUGAUGAGGAUUCGUCUGACGACGAGGACGAGGACGCAGAUCCAAUACUCGAGUCCACUUCAAUACCGCUCACAUCUACCACCAACCGAAUCCGCGCUCACCAAACUCCUUCUUCAAACUCUUCACAGCCUCCAACAACCUUGACGGCUUCAAUGAUGGAGUCGGGCCAAGUUCUCAUCCACGACGUUACCCCCCAUCUCGCCUCCUUUGAUACCCCUGGCACUGUUAUCACCCCACAACAAAACAAAGCCAUAUCUACACUUCGAAUGCACAAGACCGAAGGCUACGCAGUAGAUUGGUCCCCCCUCGUGUCAACCGGAAAGCUCUUAACCGGCGACAAUAAUGGAGGCAUAUAUGUCACCACACGUACAGCUGGCGAAGGUUGGGCAACCGACUCGAGGCCUUUCACUGGUCAUGAAGGCAGUGUCGAGGAACUCCAAUGGAGCCCUUCUGAGCGGAACGUCUUUGCGUCUGCAUCGAGUGAUGGGACUAUCAAGGUGUGGGAUGUGCGGAGUAAGAGUAGAAAAGCAGCACUCAGUAUUCAAGUCAGCAAUACAGACGUGAAUGUCAUGUCUUGGUCUCACCAAACCACACAUCUCCUCGCUUCAGGUGCGGACGACGGUGUUUGGGCUGUUUGGGAUCUGCGUCAGUGGAAGCCAAAUACUUCUUCAUCAGCACCGUCGAAACCUACACCUGUGGCCAGCUUCAACUUCCACAAAGAGCAAAUCACCAGCGUGGAAUGGCAUCCGACAGAUGAUAGCAUUGUAGCUGUUGCGGCUGGCGAUGAUACCUUAACUUUGUGGGAUCUGGCGGUAGAGCUCGACGACGAGGAGAGCAAGGAUACCGGUGGAGUAAAUGAGGUGCCUCCUCAGUUACUGUUUGUCCACUACAUGGAGAAGGCUAAGGAGCUGCAUUUCCACCCACAGAUACCUGGCUGCUUGGUUGGUACUGGCGAGGCCUUCAAUGUGUUUAAGACCAUCAGUGUGUAGUACGAAACACAGAUAACAUUGGCAAGUUCCGUGACUCCUUUUCAGAAAAUCAAGUUGAUGUGCACUCACGUGAUGAGUAUCUCAGGUCUCUGGAGCGCUGCUGGCGACAAAAGUGAGGUGGCCUGGUACUGAGGCUGAUAGACGGUCGGACGGAGGGUCCUCA